UCUCCAUGUAACAAGUGUUAUCAUAUGUAUAAGGCAGACGCUAUAAAUAACCUUGCGUCCGACUUAAAUUCAGGUCACCAAAUAGGACCAUGUAGUUUGGUUUUCCCAUAAAUACACUAUAGUAUAUGUAACGCACGCGUUUUUUCACAAGGAAUACAGACAUAACACUACCAUAGGCUGAUACAUAUCACAAGGAAUAACACCCUGUCUGUCUGUGAUGUUUGAGUAAUAGCAUGACGCCGAACGUAUGGCAGUCCAUAUGCGAACAUAUCAUCCGUGAUUUAAUUCAUUCGUGACGCAGUGACUGGCAUGACUAUGACCGAAAACAGAUUGGAGAAGUCGACUAAACCACUGUUCGUCAAUGGAGAGCUUCUGUGUGUUAUGUGUAAAAAUGCGUCGAUUGAUAUGUGGCGACUCAUAUGUGGUCAUAUCAUCUGUGAUAAGUGCAAAAUAACUCUAUUUCAAAAAAGUGGUGAUACAAUUUGCAAAUACAAAGAUUGCAAUACUCAAAUUAAUUGCAAGACACAGGUUUUCCAGGAUAAGGAACUGGUGAGAAACAUUGAACAGCAAAUGGUGUACUGCAGUUUCAAGCAUCUAGGAUGUGAUGCAGUUAUCAAUUGGAAAGAUAUGGAGAGCCACAUGAUGCGCUGUGAGGGUAUUUGUGAGAAGUGCAAUACGCUUAUGAAACGGAUGGAUAUGGAUAGUCAUAUAUGUCGAAUGAAAGCUACCGAAGAGUUAUCCGAAAACCACAGAGAUUCAGUUCUACUAAUUAGUGACCAUGCUUCGCAGAGAGUAUCACAAACUGAUGAAUACCACAAGGCAAUCAAACAAAAUCGGGAAAAGACCUGUGAUGCUUGUGCGGAAAUUCAUGAACACAACAAGCAAUUACAAGGCAUCAUCGAAGAAGCAACCGGAACAAAUUCAAAAUCAAUAUCUGAUAUGAAUAUACGGUUAUCUGAGAUUGAUCUUCGUCUGCAAAUAUUAGAAUCCGCAAAAUCCCGAAGGAAUGUUGAGGUGGAAAAUCAGGACCUAUAGGCAAUUAAUGCAGAAUGUAAAAAGCGGCAAAACGUGUCUUUUGAGUAAGCCAUUUUACACAAGUCGUUCAGGAUACAAGUUGUGCGGGCGUAUUCAUC
This is a messenger RNA of Mizuhopecten yessoensis (Yesso scallop), 1133 nucleotides long. RefSeq lists its product as uncharacterized. Bases 310 to 1035 code for a protein of 241 amino acids. Lineage: Eukaryota; Metazoa; Mollusca; Bivalvia; Pectinida; Pectinidae. The record is from RefSeq and is a predicted model, not a curated record. The transcript is spliced from 7 exons.